This is a messenger RNA of Juglans microcarpa x Juglans regia, 344 nucleotides long. RefSeq lists its product as uncharacterized. The coding region runs from base 45 to 209 and encodes 54 amino acids. NCBI's taxonomy places the organism in Eukaryota, Viridiplantae, Streptophyta, Magnoliopsida, Fagales, Juglandaceae. The record is from RefSeq and is a predicted model, not a curated record. The transcript has 2 exons.
CCCCGGAGCCAGGGCAUUUCUAGGGUUAGGGUUUUGAUUUGAACAUGGAAUUGAAGAAUCUACUCAAGGACAAGAAGUUCUGGCUCGCUUCCUUUCUCAUUGCCUGGGCCGCAGCUCUCCAGGGGCAUAUGAUGUGGUUGCAGAGGCAGGACUCCUUCAAGCAGAAGUUUGGUACUCUCAAUACAAAUGGUAGUGAUGAUGAGAAAUGAAUCACCCCUGUGCUAUGUUUUAAGCAAAACAGGGUCUUGGUAGUUGUUGAUUUCAAGUCCUUCAUCUGAAAUCGUUCUGUUGAAUACUGGUGAAACUGAUUACAUAAAGGGAAAAAACCCCUGGUAUCUUUUUUA